UGUCAGUACGGCACUCGAAGCUCACUGAUCAACGCAAUUGUGGAAUGGGCCUUAUCCCGUCAUCAUGACAAAAAAUUCAUAUGGCUCUAUGGACCUCCAGGAUUAGGCAAGAGUGCUGUUGCAGCGACUGUUGCGGAUUCUAUCUGCCAGAGAGGUCGCCUUGGGGCAGCGUACUUCUUCGAUCGCACAUCCAAGGAUAGAUGCGACCUUUCUGGCUGUCUGGAGUCAUUAACCUAUCAGCUGUCCCAAUUCAGCGCUCCGUUCGGGAGGGCUGUGGCUAGGACCAUGCAAGAAACCCCUGGAAUCGUUCAUGCAUCCCUGAAGACUCGCUUCCACGAACUGCUUAUGAAACCCGCGAGUGUCCUGGGCGACGUCCGUGAGCCCACGACCAUAGUCAUUGACGGGUUGGACGAAUGCGAAGACCUGCACGCUCGGAGAGAGCUGCUCUCAAUUCUCACGGACGAGCUACCGUUCAUGCCU
Molecule: messenger RNA, 480 nt
Organism: Gloeophyllum trabeum ATCC 11539
Lineage: Eukaryota; Fungi; Basidiomycota; Agaricomycetes; Gloeophyllales; Gloeophyllaceae
Exons: 1
Source: RefSeq, a predicted model, not a curated record